Molecule: messenger RNA, 1572 nt
Organism: Fusarium fujikuroi IMI 58289
Lineage: Eukaryota; Fungi; Ascomycota; Sordariomycetes; Hypocreales; Nectriaceae
Exons: 1
Coding region: 1-1572 (523 amino acids)
Source: RefSeq, a predicted model, not a curated record
AUGGGCGACCACCAAAAUCAGGCUACGGCCAACAUUGAAGAUAUUUCCAACAGGGUCAAUGGUCUGAAUAUCAGUGGCAAAAAAAUGAGAAGACGGCCUCGCAAGUCUCUCGACGAAGCCUUGCGCAGUUUCGACGAAACAGCUGUUGCUUUCACAGAGCAGGCAAACACCGUCGUCAAAUUGCUUGACACUGACGGUGAACUAAACAGAGCAGACGUUGAGUCCAUUUGCCUCGUACGAACCAGGGGUCUUCAGCUUGUUCGACUUGCACAACUGCUUAGCGACUCUGCAAUCCCAGCUCUUGUCAGACAAGUCAUCUGCUUGGACGCCGAGACGUCCUUUGCCGUACAUGACCUCCUAGAAUAUUUUAAGAAACAGAUAGAAAAUAUUACACGGAGAGUCAUCGGGAUAUCAGGGAGUGAGGGCAUUCUACGGAAGAUUGCCGAGGAAUGUUAUCAUCAAGCAACAAGCCCUACGGGUGAGCUUAAUCCAGAUGAUUAUCUUGCCACUAGCAAGUGGGCAGAGAGCAAAGACAGAAGGGAAAAUUGGAUCAAAUUCUGGACCAGAUCGCUCUGCAACUGCCCCGGUGGUCCGACACUGUUUCAACCCAUGGAGGACUCUGUCACGAAACCUCCAACUCAAACCCCGCGGUACCUUUUUCGAGCAUGGGAUAACAAUAGCACGGGUAUCAACGGUGAAGACGUCAUCGCUUCCAUACUUAGCAAGGACGACAACGAGAAUCGCCACAAGAUUGACAUGUUUUCAAUGGACUAUCAAGAGGCUUCAGAAAUGUUGCACAAUCACUUGGAUAAGGGUCUUGUUAAUAGUAGGCUGACCGACAACCUCGUUUCAUGGAGUAGCUCCCUCAUUUUUGUUUUUCAGUAUGCAAACUACAGGUUCUGCCAAUGGUGGAACAAACAGCAAGAGGACGUUUACAUAUGUGCUGUUGAUACAACAAAGCUCCCACGAGGGCAGUUUGCAAGGGACAAGUGGUUACUCAAUUGGUUCAGCAAUGCCACGUUGUUAGAGGAAGAGAAUAGCUUUCGCAACUUUCGACUGAACCGAACGGACUAUGAUAACGGAGAGUACCUUUCUCAGGGCAAACUUCACAUUGAUGGACGCUCUUGCACCUUUUCUCUGCGGGAGCUGAAGGAUUCUGGACUGUGGGAUUUAUAUCCAGAGUUCAAUAUCCAUGAUGUGAACCGUGACCCCGAGGUGAGAACUACGUGGACAAACUAUGUUAAGAAACUUCGGUGGUCAUGGCAAUUUACAAAGAAAACAACAAAAGCGGAAGUGCAGUGUGCACUAGGUAUUGCACAAAAAUGUUUUCCAGGUUUUGAUCAUGAUGAUAUGGCUUUGUUGAUACUCUCGUUCCGCGAACGCAAGCUACAGCCGGAGAAACCAUCAUUUCAGAAUCCCUUUGUAGACUAUAUUGACUACAAGGAACCGGCAGAGGUGCAUCGAUACUCAACGCUGAGGAAGCGAUUGUCAGAACUAAGCAAGGCAUCAGGAGGACAUGGCAUGAAACUCUUCGAGCAGUUAUAUGACCUGGAAGAUACCGAAGAAGAUUAG